AUGGCGAAGCUUGAAGCGAAGCUAGGGAUGAUCGUGGAUUCGGUGGGUCAGUUCUUCUCCGGCAAAGACCAUCUUCCCUAUUGUGACUCUGACAUCGUUGCUGGGUGUGAAAAAGAGGUUUUGGAGGCAGAGAAACUGUCUUCUGACGAGUAUAUGCAAGAUUCUCUCUUGCGUUUAACAUGGGCUCUUGUGCACUCUAAACAUCCCCAAGAUGUGCACCGUGGGAUAGCCAUGCUUGAAGCAUCGUUGCCUUCUACAAAGGACCCAUUACAGCAAAGGGAGAAGCUUUAUCUUCUGGCUGUUGGAUACUUUAGAAAUGGUGACUAUUCAAGGAGUAGGGAUCUUGUCGAUAGGUGCCUCACGAUUGCACCCGACUGGAGGCAGGCAGUGACACUCAAAAAGGCAAUCGAGGAUAAGAUCACAAAAGAUGGUGUCAUUGGCUUAGGCAUUGCUGCAACUGCUGUAGGACUUAUAGCAGGUGGGAUUGCAGCAGCUGUGUCUAGAAGAAAGUGA
Molecule: messenger RNA, 513 nt
Organism: Sphenostylis stenocarpa
Lineage: Eukaryota; Viridiplantae; Streptophyta; Magnoliopsida; Fabales; Fabaceae
Source: the annotation of a GenBank genome assembly